Messenger RNA from Portunus trituberculatus (swimming crab), 1790 nucleotides. Its product is annotated as KICSTOR complex protein kaptin-like. The record is from RefSeq and is a predicted model, not a curated record. Gene Ontology annotation, molecular function: actin filament binding. NCBI's taxonomy places the organism in Eukaryota, Metazoa, Arthropoda, Malacostraca, Decapoda, Portunidae. Bases 303 to 1610 code for a protein of 435 amino acids. Gene Ontology annotation, biological process: actin filament organization; cellular response to amino acid starvation; negative regulation of TORC1 signaling. The transcript has 12 exons. Gene Ontology annotation, cellular component: actin cytoskeleton; lamellipodium; KICSTOR complex.
UGUUCGAAGACGGAAGUUUGAUAAAAAUAUUGAGUCGACUUUGCCUCUCCUCUUUCUUCAUUAGUACAGUGCUUCAUUAUUACGUUUCAUUAUGUAUUGAUGAUGAAAUAUGCAUAAUAACAUUAUAUAAAUAUGAGAAUAUAAAUAGAAUGUGGUGAUGACGCGAGAAGGUCUGGAAAGUUUGUGGCGUGUGACAUGAGCUCAUGAACUGCAGCUUGGCAAUAUAAGGGUUAACCAUUGGCAUUGACUCCUACCACGCCCCCUUUUUCUUUCCAUCAAGUAAUGCAGUAUAUGUAAAGCAUAUGGAGACAAAAGCUAAACAGGUGACACAAAAAGAGGGGUUAAACUUCAUAGAUGCUCAUUUUUUCAGCCUACCAUCCCAAGGCAACAUUUACACCCUAAGUCCCCUCACAGAUGCCCAGGGUUACACAAAGCUGCUGGUGGCCUCACUACAAAGAAAGAUAUAUUGUUUAGAAUACAAGAAUGGGCGGCCCUGUAUGAGAGAAGUCCCUUUCACUUACAUACCUGCUGGGGCAGAAAUAGUGUCCAUUGACGCUGUGAACAGAUCUGUCAUUCAGGAAGAUUUCAUUAUAGGAAUCACAAUAAUAAAGAAAGAAGAUGGAAAGGGUCAGCAGAGUCAUUUCUUUAAUAUAUAUUCUGAUUGGGACCUGAACUCAGACAGUGCCUUGGAGGUGGUGUCUCAAAACUGCCUUACUCUCAACUUAGAUUUUGUGCCUUACUACCUCUGCCACACACAGACUAAUGGCAAGGCUGGAUGGGAGACGGUAUGGCUGCUUAGUGGCAGUGACCAUCGCAUCCAUGUGUACCACUCAGAUGAGGUGUCCUACCAGGAGGAGGAAGGAGACUCACCAUCCUUCCCCGAGUUCAGCAACCUUACUCAAAUCACUCUGUGGAUGGAUAUCUUAUAUUCUCCAGAUAAAAAGAGACGUGUAUCAGCUGUGGCUGGUGAGGGUGGGAAGGUAGAGGUGUUUGGCGUCACUUUGGAUCCUCUGCCACGCGUCACCAGCAGUCAGUCAGUGUCAUGGGAUUACCCUGUGGCAACAGUCAACACUUUCCGUCUGAACAACACACUGCCAGUCCCUGAGUUUCUCAAAGCUUUCAGAUUGCAGGAUCACCAGGACUGUGAGGAAGAUGCAGUCCACAUAGCAGUGUGUACUGCAUUGGAGUCUUGCUUUAUAUACAGGGACUUCUUGGGGUCUCAUGAAAGCUGCCUCUUACCUGAGUCAAGUGCACACGAUGUAGUGCUGUGCUGCACUGUUUGUGAUAUUGACCAUGACAGCAAGAAUGAAGUGCUCGUUGGCACGUAUGGGCAAGUAGUGCUGGUAUAUAAGUUGGUAGAGGAGGAAGAAGAGGAAGAGAAGGAGAAAUCACCUGCUGCAUGGAAGGUAGUGCAUACUAUAAAGCUGCCAUGUCCUGUGCUCUCCAUAGCAUAUUGUGAUGUUACUGGUGAUGGCUGCUUUGAGCUUAUCAUCAUGACCUCUGCAGGGAUCCACAUUUUUCAGCAUGAUCCCAGAGACAUGGCAGUGCUUGUCCUGAGGAGGCUGAGGACUCUUACUGAACAUAAAACUUCCUCAAUGCUGGAGGCUUAGCUGCAGUGCCAGUUUUGCUUAGUGUAUUAAUAUAUCCAUCAAAACAUAAGUCAUCACAGGUUUUCUCAUUACAGACCAUCUGAAAAAUAUAUCUGGUGCUACUGUAACUCUAACUCAGAUUGUGUGGCAGGAUAUUUAAAAAAUUGUGAUUAAUUUUAGUCAACAAUAUCAUAUAUUUAA